AUGUGUGCCGCAUCGCUCGAUCCGGCGCGUUGGAGCCAAGCAGAGGUUGUGUUGCUUGAUAUCGGUAUACUGGCACGCCAUUCAUGGGCUGAUCCCGACUUCCAAUCCCUCAUUGCCGCCUUUCCAGACGACACCAAGCAGAGCCCCGAUGCUCUGCUCGCCCACGUACAAGACCUGACAUGGCACGACAUUAAAGCAGUGUAUUUGAAGCAACUACAAGGACAUCUUUGGACCACUGGCUUCCGCAACGGUCAUCUCAAGACCCCACUGUUUGACGAUGUGGUCCCCACGCUAGAAGCUUGGAAAGCUGCUGGCAAGACACUGGCCAUCUUCUCCUCCGGCAGCGUGCAGGCACAGCUCCAGUUCUUUUCCUACGUCAAAGAUGGAGACGUGACAAGAGACAUCAAGCCUCUCUUCUCUGCCCACUACGAUACCGUCAAUGCAGGCCCCAAGAUGGACAAAGCUUCUUACGAUAAGAUAUGCUCCGAGCUAGGAAAGCCUCCCUCCAAGGUUGUGUUUUUGACAGACAACGUAAAAGAGGCUGAAGCGGCAAUCGAGGCCAACGUCUACGCUGUUGUUGUCGACCGUCCGGGCAAUGCGCCGCUGUCUGAUGCGUCAAAGGCGAGGUUCCCAGUCAUUGAAAGAUUGACGGACCUGCCGUGA
Messenger RNA from Bipolaris zeicola 26-R-13, 663 nucleotides. RefSeq lists its product as uncharacterized. Gene Ontology annotation, molecular function: magnesium ion binding; acireductone synthase activity. The transcript is spliced from 4 exons. Lineage: Eukaryota; Fungi; Ascomycota; Dothideomycetes; Pleosporales; Pleosporaceae. Bases 1 to 663 code for a protein of 220 amino acids. The record is from RefSeq and is a predicted model, not a curated record.